AAGCACCCAUAAAAUUUUCUAGUGAAUCAUCAUUUGACCCUGCUUCCUUUAAGCUUUCUCUGUAGAUCUUUCAAUUUUCAUUUCAUUACAGUUGCUCAUUGUUUACUAAUUAUUCUAGUAAAGAAAGAGUAAAAAAACAAUCAGAUUCAUUCAAAGGGAGUUACCACCGACAACAUCUCGGAUUCCACCGUUGCAUUCUUGCUCACGUGUUUUUUUUCUUAGAUCUAAAGUCUCCUUUCUUGGGUGAGGUAUAAUUGAUCAUUGAAAACAAGAAACAAAGAUUAUAUAUGGAGCAACAAGAUGAAGGAAAUAACAAUAAUGGAAAUGGAGGGAUGUUUGUCAAAGUAAUGACAGAUGAACAAAUGGAAGUCUUGAGGAAACAAAUUGCUAUUUAUGCUACUAUUUGUGAACAGCUUGUUGAUUUACAUAAAUCACUUACAUCCCAUCAUGAUCUUGCUGGAGUUAGACUUGGGAACUUAUACAGUGACCCGUUGGUCACAUCUGGUGGACAUAAGUUUUCUGGCCGACAGCGAUGGACCCCGACACCAGUUCAGCUUCAGAUUCUUGAGCGGCUUUUUGAGCAGGGAAAUGGGACUCCAAGCAAACAGAAAAUAAAAGAAAUCACAUCGGAAUUAUUACAGCAUGGCCAGAUUUCUGAAACAAAUGUUUAUAACUGGUUCCAAAAUAGGCGGGCUCGAUCAAAGAGGAAGCAACAAGUAUCUGCACCUAAUAAUGGUGAAUCUGAAGUGGAAACUGAGGUUGAGUCACCCAAACCGCAGCAGAAUUCAGCAUCAACAGCUGAUGAUAAUAUGUGUUUCCAGAAUACAAAUGUAAGUUCUGGUAUAAAUUCAGUGGAUCAACGAGCCAAGAAAGUGGAGCCCCUUUUUCCUUCUGAUGCCAGUUCAAAGCCUUCUGGCAAUGUCGGCCAGAUGUCAUAUUAUGGGAGUAUGUUAGCUAAUCCAAAUGGUGCAUCCAUUAAUGCAGGAAUGGACCGUAUAAUUGGAAAGAUGGAAGUUCCAGGGAGUUACCAGCCAUAUAUGCAGGGUGACGAGUACAACAUGACAGGCUGAGCGUUAAAUGAUGAGCAAGAAGUGAUUCAAGUCUAGUCAUAGAUUUCGUAUUGAUUCCACUUCGUUAACAACUUAUGUACAGAUAUGCUAAAAUUGCUGAUUUUGCAAGUCGAUCAUGGAGCGUUAUUAAACUGUUUAUUGUUCUUGGCUUGUAAUUUGUGGAUGAUAUAUAUAGUAGGCGUUUUUUU
Erigeron canadensis is the source of this 1258-nucleotide messenger RNA. RefSeq names its product WUSCHEL-related homeobox 8-like. Gene Ontology annotation, molecular function: DNA-binding transcription factor activity; DNA binding. The coding region runs from base 288 to 1070 and encodes 260 amino acids. The record is from RefSeq and is a predicted model, not a curated record. NCBI's taxonomy places the organism in Eukaryota, Viridiplantae, Streptophyta, Magnoliopsida, Asterales, Asteraceae. The transcript is spliced from 4 exons.